Messenger RNA from Hevea brasiliensis (rubber tree), 965 nucleotides. Its product is annotated as transcription repressor OFP13-like. The record is from RefSeq and is a predicted model, not a curated record. Lineage: Eukaryota; Viridiplantae; Streptophyta; Magnoliopsida; Malpighiales; Euphorbiaceae. Gene Ontology annotation, biological process: negative regulation of DNA-templated transcription. The transcript has a single exon. Bases 182 to 856 code for a protein of 224 amino acids.
CCCCACCACCACUGCCGAAUUCUGUCUCUCCCUCUCUCUAAAAUCUAACAGCUUUCUCUGACUUGCCCAUUAAUGCCUACAUAAAGAAAAUCUAAAAUUUCACAUUUCUUUACCUUGGAAAAUCAUUUGAACCAUCCUUUCAUGUCCUUAGAGAGGGUAGAGACACCAAAAAUCAAAGCACAUGGGCAAGAAAAUGAAGCUUCCUUUUCUCUCCAAGAUUAACGCAGACUCAUCAAGUUCUUCAUCAUCAUGGCCUUGGCCUGUUUAUUGUCAACAACCCAAAACCCUCUCUUUCAGAACCAGCGAAAACAUGUUCAAGACCCUUAACUCUGCUUACAUAGAUGUGGGGGACACACCUGCUCAGUCUUGGUUCACCAACUCUUCUGAGUCUGCAAGUUUCUCCACAGCAUCUGAUGAGUCAGCUGGAGCUGAUGAGCCCUCCUUAGAGACAGUGAUUCAAGGUUUAAGGUCAGAGAGGCUGUUCUUUGAGCCUGGGGAGACUAGCUCAAUCUUGGAAGAAGCCAAGGCAGGAGGUGGUGAGCUUCCAUUUAAAGAGAGUGUGGUUUUGUCGAUGGACUCCCAAGACCCUUAUGUGGAUUUCAAGAAAUCGAUGGAGGAAAUGGUGGAGGCUCAUGGUUUAAAAGAAAGGGAAGGUCUUGAAGAGUUGCUUUGCUGCUAUUUGAAAGUGAAUGCAAAUAGCAAUCAUGGGUAUAUUAUUGGUGCUUUUGUAGAUUUGUUGGCAGGUCUUAGUUUUGCUUCUUCUACUAGUAGUGAUUCUUGCUCUUUCUACACUUCUUCUUUUUCCGAUGAUUCUCCUUCAACUCCUUGCUUAUCUUCAUUAAUCAGAAGCCGAUGAGGAGGAGAUUCAUGUAAGUCCCGGCUGUUUAUCUUUAUUAGAAGCUCAUAUAAUGAGAUUAUUAAAGAAAAUUAAACUAAAGAUGAUAAGCAUCAUCUUAGAUUGUUAA